AUGUCAUUCUGUCGAAUUCUUCUUGCUUUUCUUCUCUACAUUAUCUCAAUCACAUCUGCACUUCAGUGUACAGUAGGCUGUUCAUUUAAAUCCGAUCUUGAUACUUCUUUCGAAAUUCCUACAUCAUGCAAUCAAAGUCAGUCUUCAAUACAAUGCGCUUUUCGCAUGUCGUAUUGGUAUCAUCGAUAUUAUUCAUAUCUUUCAUUUGAAAUCGGUCAAGCAAAUGGAUCAUCAGGAAUGUAUCAUUCUACUGGAGUUCGAUUUUCUAAUGAUGGUUCACUUAGCUUUGAUUAUAGUGUUUCGCAUCUAUGCGAUCACUCCGAUGAUUGUGCAAUUGAAUUCGCUACUAAAACUAUGUCAGGUUUACUUCAACGUUUGAAAUUUAACUACACAACACUUGGUGAAGAACUUUGGCCACUUCUUGCAUCGUCAUCACCGAUUGAACAUGCUGAUCUUUCAUGUUUCGAUUCGGAUGAAAAUAUUCGUCAAUGUGGUUUGGUAACACGGCCGGGUAUCUGUCAAGGUGCACAGCGAUUACGAAGAAAUAGUCGAACAAAUCGUGGCUGUAAUAAUAAUCUUUAUGGCAAUGACAAAUCGGUUGCUGCAUACGAUUUUGGCAAUUUUGGAAGCUUUGAAAUCAGAUGUAAUCGAUCAUUAUGUAAUGGUCCAUUGACAUUUCAAGCUGUUAAAGAGAUUAUGUUCAAAUACAACAUCACCAAAACAGUCGAUGGACAAUUAAGUCAAGGAAUACGUCAUUCACUCUCGUUCAUAUUCGUUAUUUUAAUUAUUAUCCAUUUGAUAUAA
Molecule: messenger RNA, 804 nt
Organism: Adineta ricciae
Lineage: Eukaryota; Metazoa; Rotifera; Eurotatoria; Adinetida; Adinetidae
Source: the annotation of a GenBank genome assembly